AUGAUCAAGAUGGCAUUGGAUUGCAGCCAGUACGGCCUUGCAAAGAAAUACGCGGACGAGAUGGUAGAAAACGGGCUGGGAUACAAUCUCGAAACCUUUGUUCUGUUUCUCAGCACACAAUCCAAGGCCGGAGACUGGGAUGCCGUUGCGAAAACGAUGCAGCGGAUGAAGGAAUUUAAUAUAAAGCUGACGGUUAAGGGCUUCAACACCCUUUUACACUCAUAUGCCCGUGCGGCCGAUUUGCCUUUGGUUGAGCGUUUCUUCGAAUCAAUGCUAUCCUUCGACAUAGUCCCAGACCGGUAUUCAUACAACAUCUUGAUUCAUGCCUCCUGCCGCGCCAAAGAUGAAGAAGCCAAGCAUCGAUGGUUCAAGCGUAUGAGAUUAGCCGGGCACCUCCCAGAUGCAGUUACCUUCAAUAUCCUAUUUCAUGAGCUUCGAAAAACCAAAGCUCAACCAUAUGUUCUCCGCCGUAUCUAUAACGCCGUCCUCGACAUAAACCCAGAUCUCGUCAACACCAUGACCAAAAUGAUGCUCCUUGACUCCAUGUUCAAAGACUCCCUCGCAUACGAGCGCCGAGCAAACCUCCGUCGUACGUCUCCACGGUUAGAUGACGACAUCUUUUUGCCAGAAAUAAAGGAAAUGGAGUCAGCAACUAACGCAGGCCGCCCAUAUAAUGCAAUCUGUAUCUUCACCGACAUAUUAGCCCAAGGCUUAAAACCCACAGAAUUCCUCACUGCUUCCGCCAUUCGUGCCGCUUUUCGACUUCCACCAUCCGAACACGAUAACGUCUCCCGCCUUCUAUAUAUUGCCCAUAAGCGCGGUGCCCGUAUCAAUGAUAUUGUACUAGGCAUACUGUCAUCAGACAGUUUUCAUUCCUCCUCGCCCUCCUCACCCUCCUCACCAGAACAAUUGAAUACCGUCUUGCAGCAACUCCAUACCUCCUACAGUUUCAUGAGCUCACAUUGUCUACCAAUCAGCCACUAUAUCUUUGUCAAGACAGCAUGGAAACUUGCGAUAUCCGGCGAUCCCCACGGCGCUAUAUUCCUAAUGAAUAAAAUUAGCACUUCGCACUGGGGCUCAAAGUGGAAUGUUGUAGGACUGACAACAUUACUGCAUGCAUACACCCUGAUCAAAGAUCUCAAGGGAAUGAAAUGGGUUGUGGAAACGAUGGAGGCACAGCAGGAAAUGCCCGAUAGGCUAUUCAUGCGAUAUCUCCGGCGAGCCAAAGAAGUUUCCGAAAGCCAAGAAGACGAAGCCUUCAUAUCGUGGCUCGUUGUGCGAUGUAUAAAGCUCCGGGAGGCGCUGAAGGAGCGCGAGGCAGACGACAAGGCACGAGAGAUUCUGCAGUUCUUUGAAGGACUGGAAGGGAAGCCGAAGAUCGUAUUGAAGAAGAAGGAUGCGCAGGGGGGAGGGCGUCGUCAAUACUAG
This is a messenger RNA of Morchella sextelata, 1428 nucleotides long. RefSeq lists its product as uncharacterized. Bases 1 to 1428 code for a protein of 475 amino acids. NCBI's taxonomy places the organism in Eukaryota, Fungi, Ascomycota, Pezizomycetes, Pezizales, Morchellaceae. The transcript has a single exon. Gene Ontology annotation, molecular function: protein binding. The record is from RefSeq and is a predicted model, not a curated record.